CUUUAAUUUCAUAGACUCGAACAAUCGUCAAAAACAUUAAACCCCACUUUGAUUUCUUUCAGCCAACACAUCAGAUAAUCAAUUGUUUUGGUUCCAGCUGACAAAGCUUGUUACAACAUUGUCUUUGUAAGGCUCAUUAUUACAACUGUAUUGUAAACGAAUAUCGCAUUAAUUUCACAUUUGAUAACCGUACUUAUACUCCAACUGCCCUUUCAAAAGAUAAAAUUCUCCAAAAUCGUGCUUCAGUUUUAGACAUAUUAAAUAUCCCAGUCAAUGGGAUGGAUGAAUAAAAAGUGAAUAUAACGAACAAUGUUUAAUUUCACAACUCCUUUAAGAAAUACAAAAGGAAGCGUAGGACAAACAAGGACCCCUGGAUAUACCAGAGGUGGGAUCAUGUGCUUGGGAGGAGUAAGCAUCCGAUGUUGACCCGUCACACCCACCGUGAGACCUAUAUCUUGAUCAGCUGUAUUAGUAAUGGGUAUUGGCAUUAAAUACUUCACUGAGAGGACACUGGUAGUCGGUGGCGCUUUAUUCGGACUGACCUCAAAUAUAGGAAGUGCAUUUGCACCCAAUUCUUCUACCUUAUUUUUCACACAGGGUGUUUUAUUUGGAUUGUCUACCACGUUCGCUCAUCUUUCGUCUACCUUGUUAGUUGGGAAAUAUUUCGAAAGGCGCCGUGGUAUGGCCAAUGGAAUCAUCAAUCUUGGUGGUAGCAUCGGGGGGUUAGCAUGGCCACCAGUUAUCACCUAUUUGUUGAAUGAUUAUGGACUACAAGGCACCCUGCUCAUAGUAGGUGCGGUAUGCCUGCAUCUUAUACCUGUUGGUUUGCUUAUGAGACCAAUAGAUUUGGGUGCAAAAGAAGAAAGUACUCACUCCUUAGAAAUUGCAACAGGCUUCGAAGAAGGCAAUGAACAUUUAGUUUCCCCUUCAAACCAUGACCCAGAAAACUGUUUUAUCGAAACGGAAUCUUCUCAGAUUGAACAAUCAUCUGAGGCAAAAAUUGAAAGGAAUUGCUGUAGACAAUGUUCAUCAUUGAUAUUCAAUUUUGCGCUUUUUAAGAAUUCGAGCUUCCUUCUCCUCGUGGUGAUGUCAUUUCUUGUUUCUUUUGGAUGCGUGCUACCUUUGACUUACAUUCCGCCUUUUGCAGAAGACCGAGGCAUUCAGAGAAAUAGGAUUGGAUAUCUUGUCACUAUUUCUGCAGCAAGUGAUAUUGUCAGCAGAACUAUAUUCAUUUUUCUAGCUGAUAACAGAAAAGUCAAGAGGUAUCAUAUGAUGGCUAUUGGGUUAAUGGGCGGUGGAGUUGUCUGUCUUCUUGCAAACUUUUACACCACUUUCAUAACUAUCUCAGUUUUCAGUGCAUUACACAUCUUCCUCGCGGGAACCUAUUUUUCGUUAAUUAACGUUGUGAUGGUAGAUUUUAUAGGACUAAGGAAUUUGAAUCAUGGUUUAGCCAUGAGUACAGUUACCAGAGGAAUAUCGUCGGCAGUUGGAUCAUUAUCGAUGGGUCUGAUACGGGAUGAGAGUGGUUCGUAUGUCGGUGGUUUCAUGUGGAUGGGUGCUUGUCUAAUCCUGGGAGGACUAUCACUACUUGUCAAACCGUUCCUUUCCAAACGAGCGCCAGAGCAAACACGGACUUCUGAAGGAAAACUCUGAAUUUAUUUUAAAUGCUGACCUAAAUCGACAAUGAAUCUCCAUCUAACAUGGAGAUCGUGAGUUCAAGCACCACUCGUGUCAUGGCAGAAGCAAACGUUCGAAGUAAACACAGACAGAAGAUUUCCUUCGCCACACGCCCAGCAUUUAAAAGUGUGAGUCAUGAGUCUUUCGUACAUGACUUUAAAAUCGGACUCCUCUGUCGCAGCAGAUGGUAUUACGUUUAAGAACCCUCACUGCUUCGACCCUGGGCGCUGACCAUGGGUGACUAUCGCAUAUUCAUGUCUUUAAGCAUAUGUUGCCAACAUAGAUGAUUUAGUAGUUCAUAAAUAGUGUUAUGAAAUUGGUCAUGGUCGUGGAUUAGAAUGGCUGAGGGAGAUAGGAGGGGUUACAUUUGUCUGGAUAUCACCAUAUGUUACACUAAAUCCAGGACUACAGCCCGGAAUUAUUAUAGUGGACAAUAAAUAAAACGUGGAUUAUAUGGGACCGUGUCAUGGAACUGAAGAGGUCAGUUGUGACUGGGUCCAAAGUGAUCACUUAGAGUGGUAGAUCAAGGUUAAGACAACCUUGAACUUAAACGAAAGAGUGUGUAGCAAGAUAAACUUUCAUCGAAACAGUAAAAGAAACUCGUAAUAGUAAUAAGCCUUGAUCAUUGUCUGUCUGUCUGUCAAUUUUAAAAUAAAAUACUAAGUAUCAUUAUGGUCAUUGUUAGAGUAACUUCAGAAUUAUUGAAUUAAAAUGUGUAUUAA
Molecule: messenger RNA, 2399 nt
Organism: Ostrea edulis (European flat oyster)
Lineage: Eukaryota; Metazoa; Mollusca; Bivalvia; Ostreida; Ostreidae
Product: monocarboxylate transporter 12-like
Exons: 4
Coding region: 475-1653 (392 amino acids)
Biological process (GO): transmembrane transport; monocarboxylic acid transport
Molecular function (GO): monocarboxylic acid transmembrane transporter activity
Source: RefSeq, a predicted model, not a curated record